GUCCCUGUCAACUCGUUGCAUUUUGUUAACCAAAACAAAUGGUAGUCAAAUUUUUGGCUCACAUCUCUUCCUAUAUAACUUCAACAAAAUUUCUAGAGAAUAUACACAAAAGCAGGUUUCAUUGCUGCCUGUUUGUCUGCAAUUUUCUACUUUUCUAUUUCAGGUUUUAAGUAGCAUCAUCAUCCAUGGCAGAUGGCAGUAAUAAUAAAUUUCAACUUAGUGUUAAGCAAGGCGAACCAAUUCUGGUGCCACCUGCUGAGGAGACAGUGAAGGGUUUAUACUUCCUCUCUAACCUUGACCAGAAUAUUGCAGUUGUAGUUCGUACUAUUUACUGCUUUAAGUCUGAUGUGAAAGGAAAUGAGGAUGCUAUGGAAGUUAUAAAAGAUGCUUUGUCAAAAGUUCUUGUUCAAUACUAUCCUCUUGCUGGCCGGCUAACAAUUAGCUCAGAAGGCAAGCUGAUAGUGGAUUGCACUGGAGAGGGCGCUGUUUUGGUUGAAGCUGAAGCGAAUUGUGAGAUAACAGAAAUAGGAGACACUACAAAGCCUGAUCCUGUCACACUUGGAAAGUUAGUUUAUGACAUUCCUGGUGCACAGAACAUACUUCAGAUACCUCCUCUAGUGGCUCAGGUGACUAGAUUCAAUUGUGGAGGAUUUGUUCUUGGAUUAUGCAUGAACCACUGUAUGUUUGAUGGAAUCGGUGCAAUGGAAUUUGUAAAUUCAUGGGGUGAAACUGCUAGGGGUUUGCCUCUAAAGGUGCCUCCAUUUCCUGACAGAAGCAUACUAAAAGCACGAAACCCACCUAAAAUAGAGUUUCCACAUCAUGAAUUUGUUGAGAUUGAAGAUAUAUCAAAUACCAGCAAACUUUAUGAAGAAGAAAUGCUCUAUAGGUCAUUCUGUUUUGAUCCUGAGAAACUUGAAAAACUCAAAGAAAUGGCCACAGAGAAUGGAGUUAUACCCAAAUGCUCUACAUUUGAAGCCCUUUCCGCCUUUGUAUGGAAAGCACGAUGUCAGGCAUUAAGAAUGCUUCCUGAUCAACAAACAAAACUGCUUUUUGCUGUCGAUGGACGUUCUAGAUUUGCACCACCAAUACCUGAAGGGUAUUUUGGCAAUGCAAUCGUCUUAACAAAUUCCUUGUGUAGAGCAGGGGACUUACUUGAUAAUCACCUUUCCUUCGCAGUAGGAUUAGUUAAGGAGGCAGUUAACUUGGUUAAUGACAGUUAUAUGAGGUCAGCCAUUGAUUACUUUGAAGUUACAAGAGCAAGACCUUCUUUAGCUGGAACUCUUUUAAUCACUACUUGGUCUAGGCUAUCUUUCCACACUACAGAUUUCGGGUGGGGGGAGCCUAUUUUAUCAGGACCUGUUGCUUUGCCUGAAAAGGAAGUAAUUCUUUUUCUUUCUCAUGGAAAAGAAAGGAAAAGCAUAAACGUGCUUUUGGGUUUGCCAGCUUCUGCCAUGAAAUUCUUUGAAGAAUUAAUGCAGAUUUGAACAAUCAAAAGCUUUGUACGAUGCAAUUUGUUUCUUGAAGUAGAUCAUGUGUUUCUGCUUACCAAAUCAUGUAUUUUACUUCAUCAGUUUAAUGUAUUUGUGUUUUCAUGAAUUUUAUUGUAAUAAGAUGCGAUAAAAAGAUUGCUAAAAUGAA
Jatropha curcas is the source of this 1638-nucleotide messenger RNA. Its product is annotated as omega-hydroxypalmitate O-feruloyl transferase. The record is from RefSeq and is a predicted model, not a curated record. Gene Ontology annotation, molecular function: acyltransferase activity, transferring groups other than amino-acyl groups. NCBI's taxonomy places the organism in Eukaryota, Viridiplantae, Streptophyta, Magnoliopsida, Malpighiales, Euphorbiaceae.